Prorocentrum cordatum is the source of this 1074-nucleotide messenger RNA. NCBI's taxonomy places the organism in Eukaryota, Dinophyceae, Prorocentrales, Prorocentraceae. The record is from the annotation of a GenBank genome assembly.
AUGGAGACCGUCGGCCUGAUGGUGCCCGCGGACCAGAUCGCGAAGGUGAUCGGCAAGGGCGGCGCCAGCCUCAAGCAGAUCCGGGAGACCACGGGCUGCAAGCUCCAGGUCGAGCAGCAGUCCGAGGACCCGGCGCAGCCCACGCGCCGGGUGGACAUCUCCGGUGCCCCAGCGCAGGUGGCAGCGGCGGCGCAGCUGGUGGCGGGGAAGGCCUUCGUCGACCCGGACGUGGCCUACAGCAUCUACAUCCCUGCCGAGAAGGCGGGCCAGGUGGUCGGGCGCGGCGGCGACAACCUGCGCAGGGCGCGCGAGAUGUGCCACGCGCGCCUCUCCCUGAACCGCGACCCUGUCACGAACGCGGCCACGGGCCAGCAGGAGCGGCUUCUGACGGUCCAGGGCGAGUCGGCCCAGGUCAGCAUGGCCGUUCGUUGCGCGCUCGGCGCCAGCGCCCCCUUCGGGACGCCGGGGCCAGCCGGCGGACCGCCAGCCGGAGGGCUGCUGGGCGUGAGGGCCCCCAGCGCGGACCCCGAGGAGCUCCACCUGCACUUCGCGGUCCCAGCAGGCCUUGCCGGGGCGAUCAUCGGCAAGGGCGGGGCGCAGGUGAAGCAGACCGCCGCAGACAGCGGGGCCCGCAUCACGAUGUCCUCCCGCGAGGGUGGUGGUGACCGCCGGGCCGUGAUCGUGGGCAACUACGGAGUUUGCGUCGCCGCCCAGCAGGCGCUGCACAAGCAGGUGUCCGAGGCGGCCCAGGCCGCGGGGCAGGCGUACGCGGAGAUCUCCGUGAUCUACAUGGUGCGCCGCGAAGCAGCAGGCGCCGUGAUCGGCAAGCAGGGGUCUGGCCUGAAGCAGAUCCGGGAGACCUCGGGGGCCCGCGUGCAGCUGGCGCAGGAGGAGCUGGAGGGCCAGCGCCCCUGCUCCAUCUCGGGGUCGCUCGAGGGGGUCCUGCAGGCCGAGAAGCUGAUCCACGAGCUGUCGCUGGGCACCCUCGUGAAGCUUGGCGCGGCCGGCGGGACGGUCGCGCCCCCAGACCCAGCGGCGGUGCCCACGGAGGUGGCGGCCGCCUGGCAGCGGUGA